AGUAACCUCUUACAUUAGAAUCAUCAGACUCUGAUAAACUGGAUUAUACCCAGCUUGCAGGAUCAGAUUGUAGGUCUCUUAUCAUUCUCCACCUUGCUGGGGGGAGGAGGAAGAAUCACACUCUUUCAUAAAUUGAAAGGCAAAAAUCAAAUUGAGAUCCAAGAAUUUAUUUGAAUUUUUUUCCAAAGGAACUGUGUUUGGACAUAACUACUGGAUAAGAAAAUAUCCGAGACAAGAGUGAGUAUGACCCAAAGGAAAAUGUGGUUGGAAUCUGGACACACCUUUGCAUCUUGAUCUUGUUGUUGAACUGUAGCAUAAAACACAUUGAAUCAGAUUUAAUGAUGGAGAGAAAUUGGAUAAUUCAGUCGCUGCUCCUCUUGUCAGUUACCAUGUUUUUUGCCAUUGCUAUACCAAAUGAGCAGAAUCAGAAUGUGACACAAGACUACACUCAUUUGAGUGUGACUAGAAAUAAAAUUAUGACAGCACAGUAUGAAUGCUAUCAGAAAAUUACACAAGAUCCUAUUCGUAGUAAAGAAGGUCCUUACUGUAACAGAACAUGGGAUGGUUGGUUGUGUUGGAAUGAUGCUGCAGCAGGAACCAUAUCAGUACAACGCUGUCCUGACUACUUUCAGGACUUUAACCCAUCAGAAAAAGUUACAAAGAUUUGUGACCAAAAUGGAAAUUGGUUUAGACAUCCUGAAAGCAACAGAACAUGGACAAACUACACCCAGUGUAAUCUCCAUACACAUGAAAAAGUAAAGACAGCCCUGAAUUUGUAUUAUCUGGCCAUCAUCGGGCAUGGUCUUUCAAUUGCAUCACUUUUGAUUUCCCUUGGCAUAUUCUUUUAUUUUAAGAGCUUGAGUUGCCAAAGGAUCACCCUACAUAAAAAUCUGUUUUUCUCUUUUGUUUGCAACUCCAUCGUUACAAUAAUUUGGCUGGCGGCAGUUGUCAACAACCAACAGUUAGUUGGAACUAAUCCAGUUAGUUGCAAAGUAUAUCAGUUCAUUUACUUGUAUUUAACUGGUUGCCAUUACUUCUGGAUGCUCUGUGAAGGCAUUUAUCUGCAUACUCUCAUUGUGGUGGCUGUCUUUGCAGAGAAACAACACUUGAUGUGGUAUUAUCUUCUCGGCUGGGGAUUCCCACUGAUCCCUGCCUGCAUACACGCUGUAGCAAGAAUUAUGUAUUUCAAUGACAAUUGCUGGAUCAGUUCUGAAACUCAUCUGCUGUACAUUAUCCAUGGGCCUAUUUGUGCUGCUUUAGUGGUGAAUCUUUUUUUCCUGUUGAAUAUUGUUCGAGUUCUGAUAACCAAGCUCAAAGUCACACACCAGGCAGAAUCCAAUCUAUAUAUGAAAGCUGUGAGAGCUACACUCAUUCUAGUGCCACUUCUUGGCAUUGAAUUUGUGCUGUUUCCAUGGCGACCAGAAGGCCGUAUUGCUGAAGAAGUAUAUGACUACGUGAUGCAUAUCCUUACGCAUUAUCAAGGUCUGUUGGUGGCUACAAUUUUCUGCUUUUUUAAUGGAGAGGUCCAAGCUGUUUUGAGAAGGCACUGGAAUCAGUACAGAAUCCAAUUUGAGCACAGCUUCACUCACUCAGAUGCUAUGCGCACAGCUUCCUACACGGUAUCAUCCAUCAGUGAUGUUCAGGGCUACAGCUUCAAUCACGAUUUCAUGAAUGAACAUUUAAAUGGGAAAAGCUACCAUGACAUGGAGAAUAUGGUUUUAAAAGCUGAAAAGCUGUAUGGUUGACUGCAGAAAUGCUGUAUUGCCUGCAUUCUAGUCCUAAUAGCUCAUGAACUUGGCGUUUGAGUUAAUGACUUCGUGGCCAGAAGAUUUUUACCUCACUGGGGACAUGUUUUUCCUGAAUGAUGCAAACUUAAGACAAUGCAUUUCUCAUGUGUAUAUACAUAUGCACAUAUAUGUUCAUACAUAGAUAUAAGUACAUAUAUAAAGAACCAGACUUUGCCUCUUC
Messenger RNA from Mauremys mutica (yellowpond turtle), 1968 nucleotides. RefSeq names its product calcitonin receptor like receptor (gene CALCRL). The record is from RefSeq and is a predicted model, not a curated record. Gene Ontology annotation, molecular function: calcitonin gene-related peptide receptor activity; calcitonin receptor activity; adrenomedullin receptor activity. NCBI's taxonomy places the organism in Eukaryota, Metazoa, Chordata, Testudines, Geoemydidae. The transcript is spliced from 14 exons. Gene Ontology annotation, biological process: cell surface receptor signaling pathway; angiogenesis; adenylate cyclase-activating G protein-coupled receptor signaling pathway. Gene Ontology annotation, cellular component: plasma membrane. The coding region runs from base 339 to 1745 and encodes 468 amino acids.